AAAACGAUCAGCCCAGAUUAAUUUGUUUCGUCGGUGGACGGAUCAGGAAAGAUCUCGCAAUUCUAUACCUCGACAUUAGCAUAGUACUCUUUUUCCCCUCAUAUACAACCACAUCAAGGAGAAUCAAAGAUCAAAGAAACACACACACACUCACUCACUCACCACCCGUCCAUCCAUCCAUCCCACCAACAGCAACAGCAACAGCCCACCAUGUCCUCCAUCCUCCGCAGACUCCAGGGGGGCAACCUCGAGGUGUUCAAGUUCGGCAUGUACAUCAUCUUCCCCAUCGGAUGGAUGUAUUACUUCGGCACGAACCUCGACGACCGCUUCAGCGUCCCCGGCUUCUGGCCCACCACCGAGCAAUCGCACAAAAUCCCCCUCGAGAAAGAAGAAAUUGAUCGCGAAUUGUCGCGCAUGCGCAUGUUGGAUGCGGUCAAGCGGGAGAAGCGACAGCAGCGCGCGGCGUUGGAGGCUGAGGCUCAAGCUCAGGAGACAUCUGCGAAUGCGGAGUAAAAAUGGACUACGAGGAUUAAUUGAUUGAUGCGGUGCGGUGCGGUGCGGGUGUGGUUGGUAUAUAAGAGGUUAUCGGUGAUUGUCUACACAGACUAUGGAUUUGGGGUGGGAUAAGUAUCUGUCUGAGCGGGGGGGAUACACUGGCGGAUCUGUUCGGAGCCGGCAUAUAUGUAUACUUUUGUAUGUGUACCGCACAUUUUCUGUGUGUGUGUAUGUGCGACGAAGGUGAAAAUGGGGGCUAUGUUGCACGGUGUCCUACUCGCGUACCCACGAUAGAGGGGACUUUUUCUGGUUUUGUAUAACACUCUUCUCUGAGCAUGGCGGGAGUUGCUUUUGGUUAAUGGGCUUGAUGAUUGGAUUGGGUAUAUUUGUGUUUAUAUUAUUUUACUUCAACUUAUAUGUACUUUUAUCUGG
Messenger RNA from Aspergillus neoniger CBS 115656, 927 nucleotides. RefSeq lists its product as uncharacterized. The transcript is spliced from 2 exons. Gene Ontology annotation, biological process: mitochondrial respiratory chain complex IV assembly. The coding region runs from base 211 to 513 and encodes 100 amino acids. Gene Ontology annotation, cellular component: mitochondrion; mitochondrial inner membrane. NCBI's taxonomy places the organism in Eukaryota, Fungi, Ascomycota, Eurotiomycetes, Eurotiales, Aspergillaceae. The record is from RefSeq and is a predicted model, not a curated record.